AUGGCUUCCUCAGACACGGAGCUGCUCACGGAGCACUUUGGCUAUCCUCCCGUGAGUCUCCUGGAUGACAUUAUCAACAGCGUCAACAUCCUGGCCGAGCGGGCUGUGAGCAGCGUCGAGCAGGCGCUCCUGCGGCAGCCACCGGCCAGCCUCGGAUUCAAGGCGGCCAAGAAGGCGUCGCGGCCGGAGGAUCGGGCGGCAGCCGAAGCGGCGGCGGCCGAGGCGCACCGCCACGAAGUCGAGAACGGGACGCACCAGCUGGAGACGCUGCUGUGUGCGUCCAUCGACCGCAACUUUGACAAGUUUGAGCUGUACGUGAUGCGCAACAUUCUGUGCGUGCAGCCGGAGGACCGCGACUGGAUCCGGCUGGCGCACUAUGAGGGGUUAGAUUUUGGGGAGGUAGGAGGAGAGGGAGAAGGAGGAGAAAGAGGAGAAGAACAAGGAAAGGAUCUUCCCCCCUCGGAUGUUGCCAUUGCCCGUCUGCACCGCCGUCUGCAGGCCAGCCUGCAGCUCGGCAGCCUGCUGGAGGCCGAGACGGCCCGCAACGACGUGAUGCUGGCCCAGCUGCGCGUUCUUGCUGGCGUCACGACCGAAGCCGAAGCUGAAGCUGGAGCCGGAGCCGAUGUCGCGAAGAGCGAACCAUCGCCGGAGCCGGCGUCCCACUUCGGCUUUUUGCUGGACCGUGGUCCGCUGACCGAGAGCGACGUGGCCGCACCACUGACCACGACAACGGCCUUUGCCCUGUCGCAGCUGCCGGCGCUGCGUCAGCUGUCGGGCACGUUGCGGCAGAUGGCGCCCGGACUGGAGGACAGGAGCACCAGUAUCAGUGCCAAGGCUGACAACGAACACGACGACCCCCACGACCCCAAGUCGUGGCGCCGCGAGCGGCUCGAGUACGUCGAGGGGGCUACGCGCAAACAUCUGGAGCGGACCCGCGGACUGGGACUCGGCCGCCAUGGAGAGCUCGUGCAAUCCAACAGCCAGCAGACGGUCGGCGAUUUGAACAGCAACAGCACCUUGGCCGUCGAGCCCGACGCGCUCUCCAACAUCCUCAGCAUCCUGCGGGAACACCGGCGGCCAGACGAAACUACAGACGGCGAGGCUAUGGACCAGUCGUAG
This is a messenger RNA of Grosmannia clavigera kw1407, 1119 nucleotides long. RefSeq names its product mind kinetochore complex component. The transcript has 2 exons. The coding region runs from base 1 to 1119 and encodes 372 amino acids. NCBI's taxonomy places the organism in Eukaryota, Fungi, Ascomycota, Sordariomycetes, Ophiostomatales, Ophiostomataceae. Gene Ontology annotation, cellular component: nucleus; chromosome, centromeric region. The record is from RefSeq and is a predicted model, not a curated record. Gene Ontology annotation, biological process: mitotic sister chromatid segregation; kinetochore assembly; mitotic cell cycle.